Messenger RNA from Penicillium samsonianum, 1632 nucleotides. Its product is annotated as acyltransferase family protein. The record is from RefSeq and is a predicted model, not a curated record. Gene Ontology annotation, molecular function: acyltransferase activity, transferring groups other than amino-acyl groups. The transcript has a single exon. Gene Ontology annotation, cellular component: membrane. Gene Ontology annotation, biological process: polysaccharide biosynthetic process. The coding region runs from base 1 to 1632 and encodes 543 amino acids. Lineage: Eukaryota; Fungi; Ascomycota; Eurotiomycetes; Eurotiales; Aspergillaceae.
AUGACAUCCCACCUCGAAGAUCGGGCCACCACCUCGGCCUCCGAUAUCCCUUUGAAAGAUCUUGAAUCUGCCUCCUCGGAAUCCGACUCGACGAUCACACCUCGCUGGAAUGGCUUCUCUCAAUUUCACCCCUCAAACAUCCUCGCGCAUCCAGAGGGACUGGCACCGAAGAUGUCGCAAGAAGACUGGCUGGCAUAUUCCGAAGGCACAUGGCACAGGUUGAUGAUUGCGCUCACGCCAAGUUUUCUACAAAACUUGGUGGGCAGUUCGCCACCUCAGCCUGCGAAGCUCCACGCCAUCGCGGCUCUAGACGGGCUGCGUGGCUGGGCCUGUCUGCUGGUCUUCAACUUCCACUUCCUUUUCACAUACACAUGGAAGGUCGCGAUAGGAUGGGGAUUUGGCGGGGAGAACUUUGGAAUUCACCAGUUGCCCUUCUUCCAUAUGCUGAUCUCUGGUCACAUUAUGGUGGCCAUCUUCUUCGUCCUCUCCGGCUACGUUCUGUCAUAUAAACCGCUGAAAACGAUUCGGAGCAGGUCCUUCGAUCAAACUUUCACCGUGCUCGCAUCAGGAACCUUCCGCCGAGCAUUUCGUCUAUAUAUCCCCGCAAUUACUGGAAUUCUUUGCGUCUUUGUGGCUGUUCGCCUUGGACUGUAUAAUUACUCCCAUGGCGUCAUCAGGGAGGGACACACAAUCCUCGGCACUAACGAGCAACAUCCACGUGUGUAUAAAUCCUUCUCAAAACAAACCGAUGACUUGUGGGUCACGUUGGCGACCUUGAUGAACCCAUUUGACUAUGCGCUCUACUACAACUAUUACAAUCCGCACCUGUGGACAAUUCCCCUCGAAUUACGCUCCUCGCUUAUCCUAUUCGUCGUCAUCAUGGGGACAUCACGAUUAGUGGCACCUGUGCGCAUGACAGUAGUUUCUGGCUUGACUUGGUUCUGCAUGCGUUAUGGUCGCUGGGAAAUCGUCUUAUUCCUCUUUGGCAUGCUGAUGGCCGAAGUGGAUCUUAUCAACGGAACCUGGGAGCCAUCCGCACGACCGGCGGUAGAAGACGACAAAACAACUAUUCGCCUCAGUCCCGGCAGCAAAACCACCAUCAGAGUCUCCCGCCGCGGGCUAUGGAUCUCACUCUUCGUAGUCGGUCUGUACUUUGGUUCUUGUCCCAAUAUCGGUUUCAAAUGGACGCCUUUCUACAGCUGGAUGUGGCACAUCACACCCAAGACCUACCCAGAGCCGCAUCGCUUCGCCCAGACUAUCGGAGCCGUCCUCAUCGUGUUCUCUAUCAACCACUCCCCUGACAUCCAGAAACUAUUCACAAAUUCCUUCUCCCAAUACCUAGGCAAGAUCUCCUUUGCAUUCUACGUCGUCCACGGCCCUGUCCUCCAUUGUCUGGGCUACUCCAUCAUGCCCAAUAUCUGGAAUCUCACCGGCAAAGAGACCAACUUCCAAUACUGUCUCGGUUUCCUCAUUGGCUGGCUGAUCUGCCUCCCCGUCUCUAUCUGGCUAGGCGAUGUGUUCUGGCGCGCCGUGGACAUCCCCAGCGUCAAGUUUGCUCGCUCCCUCGAAGAUCGUCUCAUUUCCAAGGGUCCGGCACCCGAUCGCUCAACCCUGGCUACCCGCGCAGAGUGA